AAAGAAAGUGCGUGAAAUCUCACAGGCAGGGGGCAUGUGUUAUGUGAUAUGAUAUACGAAAACACCCAAAUUCCCAGUAACCUAACGGUCCUCGCGUUGAAACCCCUCCCUUCGAUUCCCAUUUUCCUUUUUUCUACCUUUCUCUGAUCUCGUGCUUUCAUUGCUCGAUUUGGCACAAUCCUCGGGAAAAUCAGUGUUGGGGAGCGAGAGAAAAAUUGAGCUCGCAUUGAAUGAUUGUUCGGUUGGUCUAGAUUUUGAUUUUGAUUUUGAUUUUGGUGAAUCAAGUUUUGAUGAACCUUUCUUUCCCGGUGUGAAUGAGAUUGGCAGCGCUGCGAAAUGAGCACGCACAGGCAGCAGGUGGCGGUUCGGGACCUCAUCGAGGAAGCCAAGAAGCGGAUUGUGGUUCUGGCCAUAUGCGUCGUCGGAUUAUCCUACCUAAUGUCCUUGACAAGCUCCUCAGUUUGGGUCAACUUGCCUAUGGCUGCCUCCUUGAUUAUCGGCCUUCGUUAUUUAUCUUUAGAUUUUGAUAUGCGGAGAAAAGCUGCAACAUACAGCACCAACUUGUCCUCCGCAAAUACUCUUUCUCAAAAGAAACCUCUUGAACGUCCAAAAAAUGUUGAAAAGUCUGACUGGAGAAGGAAAGUGAAUUCUCCUAUUGUUGAGGAUGCUAUAGAUCACUUUACGAGACAUCUGGUUUCUGAGUGGAUGACAGAUCUCUGGUACUCUCGUUUAACACAUGAUAAAGAAGGUCCAGAGGAACUGGUGAACAUCAUGAAUGGUGUUCUUGGGGAAAUUUCUGAGCGCAUGAGGAAUAUAAAUUUAAUUGAUCUUCUUACAAGGGAUCUUAUUAAUCUUGUUUGCAUUCACUUGGAGCUUUUUCGUGCAAAUCAAGCAAAGAUUGAGAAGAAACAUUCAGGAUUGCUAACAAUUGAACACCGAGAGAUGGAACUAAGACGAAUCCUGGCUAAUGAGAACAAAUUGCACCCUGCUCUUUUUUCAGCUGAAGCUGAGCACAAGGUUUUGCAGCACUUGAUGGAUGGUCUCGUUUCUUUCACAUUCAGGCCUGAAGAUCUGCAGUGCUUUUUCUUCCGUUAUAUGGCCAGGGAGCUUCUUGCUAGUACAGUAAUGCGACCUGUCCUAAACAUGGCUAGUCCUAGGUUUAUCAAUGAAAAAAUUGAAUUCUUAGUCCUUAAAAUGACCAAAGCUAAUAAAGGUCUCCCAGUACAAGGAGCAUCUCAGUCCAAACCAGAUGAGUCUUCGAGGAUUUCAUCUGAUCAUUUUUCAAAAUUCUUAGAUCCUUCUGUCACUGGUGUUGAACUUGUGCAGUUAAAAAAUGCUCAGUCUAGAACUGCUGCCGAUACAUCUGCAACAGAUCAUGUGAAUGGAAAUAAAGAUCCCCUGCUUUCCAUUGAUCCUCGAUCGACCCGCUCAUGGAACGCAUUGCCCCUCAACUCCCAAACUAGUGAUGAAAGAGGUCUUGAACGUCAUCUCUCAGGAGGAGAAUGGGGUGACAUGUUAGAUCUGAUUUCUCGCAGAAAGACUCAAGCCCUUGCCCCAGAACAUUUUGAAAACAUGUGGACAAAAGGGCGAGACUAUAGAAAGAAGGAUGGCGAAAAUCGGGUCAUUGAACAAGUACAACAUGGAUCUGCGGCAGCAAAGUCUGUUAAAGUGGAGAAUUUAAAGGCAACAUCCAAGCCUAAAGAAAAGAACACUAUAACCAAGCUUAAUCACUCUGAGAGUGGCACUGUUCACUCUGGAUUUACUGAUCGUCUAUCUGUAGAAAAAUCAUUUCUCCCUACAGGGCGGAGUAUAACAAAUCGCUCUUCAUUUGUUUCAUAUGACGAAGAUGAUGAGCACAACAAUGUGCGUUUGGAGGAGGUUGACUCGGGGAGCAGUACUUCUUAUACUUCUGAAGAUGAAGAAACUAACAAUGUAACAGGCCUUGAUUCUCCUGUAACUAAAGUGUGGGAUGGUAGAAGCAACAGAAAUCUAUCUAUUUCUCACAUUCAUCACCCACUUGAAAAUUCAGAAGGCCGUAUUGCAAAGAAGACUGGUAAAGGGCAUCUUCACUACCAAAGAUUAGCUAGACCCCCAUCCAGCCAUAAAAGGUCUAGAACAAGCAGUAAGAAGACGCACAUUUGGCAAGAGGUUGAGAGAACAAGCUUCUUGUCUGGUGAUGGACAAGACAUACUUAGUUCUGCAAAAGGACAUGCAAAUGCUGAGGACUCCAGUGAUGAUUCUGAGAUCGAAAACUUCGGUAGAGUUCAGAGUGGAGCAGCCGCUUCUUCAUCUGCGCCCUCGUUUUCUAUACCGGAAAGUCAAAGUUUGACUAUUAGUUCCUUGCAAAAUUCUUUGGCGCUGGAUUCAUUUUUUAAGUUGAGAUGUGAGGUAUUGGGUGCAAAUAUUGUGAAGAGUGGUUCAAAAACGUUUGCCGUUUAUUCAAUAUCUGUUACAGAUGUAAAUAGUAACAGUUGGUCAAUCAAAAGAAGGUUUCGUCACUUUGAGGAGCUUCAUCGGCGUCUAAAAGAGUUUCCAGAGUAUAAUCUUCAUUUGCCACCAAAACAUUUUCUAUCAACAGGUUUAGAUGUACCUGUCAUUCAACAACGGUGUAAAUUGCUUGACAAAUAUUUAAAGAAGGUUAUGCAGCUUCCAACAAUUUCAGGGUCAAUUGAAGUUUGGGACUUUCUCAGUGUUGACUCUCAGACUUAUCUAUUCUCGAAUUCCUUUUCUAUCAUUGAAACUUUAUCAGUUGACCUAGAGGAUAAGCCAUCUGAAAAGAGUAAAAAGCUUCCAAAUUUUCAUGGGCCUAGAACUGACCACUUAUCUCCGACGAGAGAACAUUUAAGCACUGAAACUAAGGAGUCUGCUUUCCCGAUGAAGAAUGAUUUUGUGGCAGAUGGGUUAAGAAAUGGAAAAGGCAUGUCUCAUUCUCCUGUGAAAAUUCUUGGUAAAGAAUUUGGAAAGUCAGUUGACAAUUCUGGCUCAGAUACUAGGCCACAAAACUUUGCAUCUUCCCUUGCAAACUUGAGGACCACUGCAAAAGGAAGAGAUGGUGAUGGUUUGGAAGAGGCAUCUGAGUCGCAUCUUGAUGCUGCAACUGACCCAACACUUCCUACAGAGUGGGUGCCACCAAAUUUAAGUGCCCCCAUACUAGAUUUGGUAGAUGUCAUCUUACAGCUUCAAGAUGGUGGAUGGAUCAGGCGGAAGGCUUUUUGGGUGGCCAAACAGAUAUUACAACUAGGAAUGGGUGAUGCCUUUGAUGAUUGGUUAAUAGAGAAAAUCCAGCUUCUGCGCAAGGGGUCAGUGAUUGCUUCAGGAAUCAGGCGCGUUGAGCAGAUUCUCUGGCCCGAUGGUAUAUUCAUAAGCAAGCACCCAAAGCGACGACCACCACCAUCUACUAACUCAUCUCAGAAUUCACCUCAUGGCAGACAACCUCCAGAGAUAUCUUCACCUAGACUCAGUGACGAGCAACAACAGGAGGCAGUUCGACGUGCAAAGUUUGUAUAUGAGCUAAUGAUAGAUAAUGCACCAGCUGCUAUCGUAGGUCUUGUAGGUCGUAGGGAGUAUGAACAAUGUGCAAAGGAUCUCUAUUUCUUUAUUCAGUCAUCAGUUUGUGUGAAGCAACUCGCUUUUGACCUUCUCGAGCUGCUGCUUUUGUCGGCAUUUCCCGAGCUAGAUUAUCUUUUUAAGGAGUUGCAAGAAGAAAAGCAUAAGUUUGGUGAAUUUAAGGAAAAUUAAUGUAAAGUUAGAGCUUGCUUGAUAUUGUUGACUCUUGUACCUCUUUUUUUUUUUUUUCUUUUUUUUUUUUUUUCAGAUUUGACCACGUUUUUUGUUGGCUCCUGAUUUUGCUUUCAUUCAUAGGUGUGAAUUCUGUAAUUAGCUCCUUUUGAUUUGGCAUCUUUGAGGAAAUUGUAUGUAAAUCAUGAGAUUAGUGCAAAUAUCUCAUUUAUAAAGCUCU
Molecule: messenger RNA, 3958 nt
Organism: Alnus glutinosa
Lineage: Eukaryota; Viridiplantae; Streptophyta; Magnoliopsida; Fagales; Betulaceae
Exons: 15
Coding region: 337-3738 (1133 amino acids)
Molecular function (GO): phosphatidylinositol binding
Source: RefSeq, a predicted model, not a curated record